UUUUGUUUUCAGAGCUCGAAAUAGAAAUUAGAAAUAGCAUGCUAGAACACUUUAUCUGAUAAUCGUAAAGAGAAGCAUUAUGGCCAGUGACUCUCAGAUGUGGAAGUACGUGUUUGUUCGUCGAUCCUUUUCUGAGGAGGAUAAAGACGACUUUCUGGACGUUGUGUACUGGUUCCGUCAGAUAAUUGCCUUUGUCAUUGGCAUAGUAUGGGGUGUCAUACCUCUGUAUGGUGCCCUAGGGUUGCUGUCAUUUGCUGGCUUCAGCUCACUGCUUACUUUCAUCUAUAUCAGCAAAUUCCAAGAUAUCAAUGAGGAUGACUUUGGUGGCAUUCAGGAAAUUCUAAAAGAAGGCUUCAUGACGUCGGCGGCAACAUUUGUGGCACUAUGGAUAAUUGUGUAUACAUCACUUCACAGCUGAUGAGGUGAACGGCUGCUCCGCUGCUUGAUCAUUCUAUUAGAUAGAUGACUGUAGCAAACCUAUUUUGCUGGCGUCAUCCGUUUGCAGCCUGUGUGCCGUACUCUAAAAUACAUACACACCAUGCUGAUGUGUGUGUGUGUGUGUGUGUGUGUGUGUGUGUGUGUGUGUGUGUGUGUGUGUGUGUGUGUGUGUGUGUGUGUGUGUGUGUGUGUGUGUGUGAGUGUGUGGGUGGGUGGAUGUUGAUCAGCGGUGCUGCGUUGUACAGCGAAGCCGACAGUCAAGUGCAGGUCUGGGCUGUACAUGUGCCUACCCAUGAGUGUAUUACUAGGCUGGUAUGUGCGGGCUAUCUCCGUCGUGAGAGUGCACUCACAGCACCUAGUGUUGACCCCGGCCCGGGCUUUUUAUUUUAUUUGACUAGAUGCCCCACCGGCGGUCAUGAAUAAUUUAUUUCCCAUCGUGGGCUUUUGGUCACAUCUAGUUUUUUUCCCUUGUACAAUAAUGGUGCAGAUCCUACUGCCAGCAGGAACUCCCCCUUCUUUGAAUUGUUUCUUUCGCUCUCUUGUCCUCUGUACAAGAUCUUCUCUGUAGCUUGUUUUUGUUUUGCUGUAGUGUAUGCCAAAGCUGUCUUGGUUCCACCAUCAUUUCGAUUAUGGGGAACUGAAAAGAAAAGAAAAACUAA
Molecule: messenger RNA, 1097 nt
Organism: Sycon ciliatum
Lineage: Eukaryota; Metazoa; Porifera; Calcarea; Leucosolenida; Sycettidae
Product: GEL complex subunit OPTI-like
Exons: 4
Coding region: 80-418 (112 amino acids)
Biological process (GO): mitochondrial respirasome assembly
Source: RefSeq, a predicted model, not a curated record